AUGUCCGUCACUAUGAGGUCCGCCCGACUGGUGCGCACCAAUCCAGUCCUUAGGCCCAACUUCAUCGGCCGGCCGCGUUAUUCCGGGGCCCUCGGCGCAGUCAACGCAACAACCCUCCGAUUGACUGGAAGAGACUUGCCAUCCCAAGUAUCGGCUCUCGCGAUCCUAGUCCCGAAGAGAGGAUACGCUACAGAACAAUCGACAUCUACGUCUAGUUCUUCGGACCUACCACCUCCCGGCUUCAACGCGGAGCAAGCCAAGAAACCCAUUCCGGCCGAUCAAGCCAAGUCCGCGAGCGCCAAGGCAGGCCAACAAACGAAGCCCGAGGGUGCUCUUUCGGUGCCAGCGCAGAAUGUUACACAGAAUAAGGGCAAGGAGGGUGAUUUGAUAACCAAGGCCGCUGCUGGGGAGGCUAAGAAGGCUGGGGACGAGCCUAAGAAGGAGGCAAAGAAGUUGACAGUCGGACAAAAGAUCAAGAAGGAGGUUCAGCAUUACUGGGAUGGUACGAAACUUCUUGCCACUGAGGUGCGGAUUAGCUCAAGGCUUGCGCUGAAGAUGGCGGGUGGAUAUGAGCUCAGUCGGAGAGAACAUAGACAGUUAAAACGAACUGUGACUGACCUUGGUCGGUUGGUUCCAUUCUCCAUGUUUCUUAUCAUCCCGUUUGCUGAGCUGCUGCUGCCUGUCGCGCUCAAGCUGUUCCCCAAUCUCCUACCUAGCACAUACGAGGGCAAUUCUUCCCGUGAGAAGAAGGCGCUGAGUCUAAGCUCCACCCGGAAGGAGGUUUCUACGUUCUUGAAGAACACACUGAAGGAAUCGGGCUUGCCUGUAACCGCAGCGACGGUCAGAAACGAGGAGUUUGCCGAGUUCUUCAAGAAGAUCCGGAGUACCGGGGAGGCGCCUUCCAGGCAAGAUGUCAUCAAGGUCUGCAAGAUCUUCAAGGAUGACCUCACUCUGGACAACUUGUCCCGACCUCAGCUCGUUGGUAUCUGCAAAUACAUGAACCUCAACGCCUUCGGAACCGAUGCCAUGCUUCGGUACAACAUUCGCCACCGCAUGCGCCAGAUCAAGAGGGAUGACCGUGCGAUUUUCUACGAGGGAGUGGAGUCUCUCUCUGUUCCUGAGCUGCAGAUGGCAUGCGCUUCUCGAGGUAUCCGUACCCACGGCGUCUCUCCCGCUCGCCUGCGCGAAGAUAUCACGCAGUGGCUCGACCUUCGAUUGAAGCAGGGCGUUCCCUCCACCCUACUAGUCCUCAGCAACGCAUACGUCUACGCGCAGGGCGGUAAGGAGGCGGAGAUGUCCACUCAGAUCGAAUCUCUCCAGUCUGUUCUGUCGAGUAUCCCUGAGGAACUCUUCCACGAGAUCGAGCUCGAGGUGCACAACGCCGAGGGUGCUGCCACCAACAAGCAGCGCUUGGAGGUCAUCAAGGAGCAGCAGGAGCUCAUUGAGGAGGAGAACCAGCAGAACGAAGAGAACGAAGAGAAGGGUGUUGCCGCGCCCAAGGACACCGAGGACAUUGACGAAGAAAAGUACGACGCUAGUCAGUCCGGAGAGGCGUCGGAAGCUUUGGCGGAGGGUGAGAAGGCCGAGAAGGCUGCUGAUAUUGAGCCUUCGGUGGAGGCUGAGAAGAAGGAGACCAAAUGA
Messenger RNA from Aspergillus puulaauensis, 1641 nucleotides. Its product is annotated as MRS7 family protein. Gene Ontology annotation, cellular component: mitochondrial inner membrane. Gene Ontology annotation, biological process: intracellular monoatomic cation homeostasis. The transcript is spliced from 3 exons. Gene Ontology annotation, molecular function: ribosome binding. The record is from RefSeq and is a predicted model, not a curated record. Bases 1 to 1641 code for a protein of 546 amino acids. NCBI's taxonomy places the organism in Eukaryota, Fungi, Ascomycota, Eurotiomycetes, Eurotiales, Aspergillaceae.